CCGCUUCCUUCUCCGGGGCCGCCAUCUUGGUUUCCUUCCCGGAGAGGCUGGGGCGUCUGUGGCCGUCGAAGGCGAUGAAGCCCAUUACGCUUGCGGCGCGGUCCCUCUCGAAGAGGUUUUAUUCUCUCAAAACUUUACCUAAACCUGAAGUCUUCGCAGCAGCAAAGGAAGCAAAAGUACAACUUUCUCCCCAGGAUCUUGAGAUUACAAAACUUCCCAAUGGCUUAGCGAUUGUUUCUCUGGAAAAUUAUAGUCCAGUUUCAAGGAUUGGGGUCUUCAUUAAAGCAGGCAGCAGGUAUGAGACCACCGCCAAUUUGGGAACUUCUCACCUGCUCCGUCUUGCAUCUAACCUGACGACAAAAGGAACCUCUGCCUACCGGAUCACACGUGGUGUUGAAGCCGUUGGGGGCAGCCUAAGUGUGACUUCUACCCGAGAGAACACGAUUUAUUCCGUUGAAUGCCCACGCGAUUAUAUUGAUACUGUCCUGGAGUAUUUAAUAAACGUCACUACCGCUCCAGAAUUCAGGACCUGGGAGGUAUCUGCCGCCAAUCCCCGUUUAAGCCUUGACAAGGCCAUUGCCUAUCAAAACCCUCAAGUUGGCCUUCUAGAAAACUUGCAUGCAGCAGCUUAUCGGAAUGCUCUUGCCAACUCCUUAUACUGUCCAGACUACAGGGUUGGAAAGAUUACAUCAGAGCAGCUGCAGCAUUUUGUACAGAGCAACUUCACAAGUGCCCGAAUGGCUCUGGUGGGGCUAGGUGUCAGCCACUCUGACUUGAAGCAGGUCGGAGAGCAGUUUCUAAACAUCCGCAGCGGGGCUGGCUCAGCUGGGGAGAAGGCCAAGUAUCGUGGAGGCGAAAUCCGAGAGCAGAACGGCCAGAGCCUUGUCCAUGCAGCCGUAGUAGCAGAAGGAGCUGCCGGAGGAAGUGCAGAAGCAAACGCAUUUAGUGUCCUUCAGCAUGUUCUUGCGGCUGGGCCUCUUGUUAAGAGAGGAAGCAGAGUUACCAGUAAGCUCAUCCAGGGUGUUGCGAAGGCAACUCCGCUACCUUUUGAUGCAGCAGCAUUUAACGCAAAUUACAGCGAUUCUGGACUCUUUGGUGUUUAUACCAUAUCUCAGGCUUCAGAUGCCGGGGAGGUAAUCAAAGCUGCUUUGAACCAAGUGAAGGCAGUUUCCCAGGGUGGACUUACUGAUGCAGAACUCACCAGAGCCAAAAACCAACUGAAAGCAGCUUUCUUGAUGUCUGUCGAGUCUUCCGAAGGCUUUCUCGAUGAAAUUGGCUCUCAGGCACUGGCGUCUGGGGCGUGCACAUCGCCGGCCGCUGUGGUUGAGAAGAUUGAUUCUGUGGCCGCUGCUGACGUUGUGAAUGCUGCAAAGAAGUUUGUCAGUGGAAAGAAGUCGAUGGCAGCUAGUGGGGACUUGACAAAUGUCCCUUUUGUUGAUGAGUUGUGAGAAGCAAAACAUAGGAGCAGAAGCUCACAGUGAACUCUAACACAGUUGCAUUGAACUGCUUUUUUUCAUCCUGUAUUUAUGUGUCCCUGAUGCUCUGAAUCUGUAGGUUACACGUCCUAAGCGAAAUAAAGCGCAGAGCUCAUAAUCUUA
Elgaria multicarinata webbii is the source of this 1598-nucleotide messenger RNA. RefSeq names its product cytochrome b-c1 complex subunit 2, mitochondrial. The record is from RefSeq and is a predicted model, not a curated record. NCBI's taxonomy places the organism in Eukaryota, Metazoa, Chordata, Lepidosauria, Squamata, Anguidae. Gene Ontology annotation, molecular function: metal ion binding. The coding region runs from base 75 to 1448 and encodes 457 amino acids. Gene Ontology annotation, cellular component: mitochondrion. The transcript is spliced from 14 exons.